Messenger RNA from Cetraspora pellucida, 444 nucleotides. NCBI's taxonomy places the organism in Eukaryota, Fungi, Glomeromycota, Glomeromycetes, Diversisporales, Gigasporaceae. The record is from the annotation of a GenBank genome assembly.
AUGGAUCCAGUUGACUCAAUUGAGGCAUUAGAAGAAGAGACAGAUGACUCGAUAGAAGUAUCGAAUGAAGAUAUUUAUAGUUUAACAAAUGCAUCAGAUGAUGAUGAUGAUAAUUCAGUAAACGUAUCAGAUGAUGAUAAUUCAGCAAACGUAUCAAAUGAAGACAAUGAUUUUUCAUUAGUAAUAUCAUAUAGAGAUGCUAAUAUUUCAUCCAAUGAUGAUUCUGAUUCCAGUUGUGGAAUCUGGGAUAAAAGUUGCAAUUGGAAAAUUGCAUACUUGGAUGAAGAGAGAUUAAAAAUUCGUAAAGAAUUUGAAGAAGCUGAUAAAUUUAUUCCUCAAAUUGCUUCGGUUGCUUAUUCUGGUUCACAUCCAGAAGCUGUAUGGACGAGUCGUCUUUUCUACUUUCCGGACCUUGCAGACAACUUAUCGAAAUUAACACUUUAG